Molecule: messenger RNA, 3399 nt
Organism: Gasterosteus aculeatus aculeatus (three-spined stickleback)
Lineage: Eukaryota; Metazoa; Chordata; Actinopteri; Perciformes; Gasterosteidae
Source: RefSeq, a predicted model, not a curated record
GCAUAACGUACGCAUCUCCCGAAAAGGCGGUGCACUUAUAAAGCGCUUGAGAAAAAUGCAAAAUAUGGCGAUAUAUUAGUCCGCCACGUAUAUCUUUACUGCGUAAAGUGUUUAAAUGGUGUGUGGUAGCUCAAUGCCUCUGCGCUACAGGGCAGAUGUGGGCCGUACGUGCAGAUAGCACCGAACGCGCGAGCACGAAGUAAAGUUUGGCUUAUCUCGCUCCCUAUUGGUCGGAAUCCGCCACUGCUGCUGCCUGUUGGCGCGGGAGUUUAACGUCGCCACAAGUCACAUUCCGAAGAAUAUCAGAAUAUAUAUAAUAUUGAUUCCAGCCAAUUGGGGGGGGGGUUGAUUAUAAGUUAGCUAGUCGUGAAUUUCCAUUUCCCUACCAGCCCUACGACAUCCAGGAGCAGUUCAUGCAGGCUCUGUACGGUGUGCUUCAACAGGGCAAAGUGGGAAUCUUUGAAAGCCCAACUGGAACGGGCAAGUAUCUGAGUCUGAUCUGUGGCGCGCUGAGCUGGCUCACAGACCACGAGCAGAGCCGACAGAAGGCAGCCGCCCUGCUGCACGAAGGACAAUUGGUCCUUUCCACUUCUACCGCCGCGUCCUCCGCCGCCAGCGGCUCGGCGGAGCCCGACUGGAUCACGGAGUUCGUUCAAAAAAAGGCAGAACGAGACUUCGUGUCAAAGUUGAAGGAAGACGAAUUGAAAAGAAAGAAGAGGGAGGAACGCUUGGAAAUCCGAAACAACGUUCAACUCAAGUAUAUGCAAAGUUCUGAUGAUGAAGAGGCAUUCAAAUUGCCUAAGCUCAGUAAGGAGGAAGACACCGAGACACAAGGCGAUCAAGAGGACGAGGAGCUUGUCGUUGCAGAAUAUGAGAGUGAUGACGAGUCAAAGACCAGGACCAGAUUCUGCGGCGCUGACGAGGACACGGACGACGAGCUGGUUGAAGAACACGUUAAUAAGGUGUCUUCAGCACUGCAGCACAUGAGGGACAACGUCCUGGAGACAGUCCACGAUAUCGAGCAGAUGCUGAAGCUGGGCAGAGAGACACGUUCGUGUCCCUACUAUGCCGCACGCCUGGCCGUUCCCCCUGCACAGUUGGGGGUCUUGCCCUAUCUGAUGUUGCUUCACGAAGCCACAAGGAGGGCAGCGGGGAUCAAGCUGAAGGGACAGGUGGUGAUCAUAGAUAAAGCUCACAAUCUUAGUGACACACUGUCCUGUAUACACAGCGCAGAGCUAACUGGAGCGCAGCUUUGCCGCACCUACUCGCAGCUCGCCCAGUACGACGAUCGCUACAAGAGCAGACUGAAGGCCAAGAACGUGAUGUACAUCAAACAGAUUCUGUUUGCGAUCGAGGGGCUUGUCCGGGCGCUGGGAGGUAAAGUGGGGCAAAAUCCACAGAGCCAGACUACACUAACAGGAACUGAACUGCACACCAUCAACAACUUCCUAUUCAAGGCUCAGAUUGACAAUAUAAACUUGUUUAAGUUACAGAGAUACUUUGAGAAGAGCACGAUAAGCAGAAAAGAUCAAACAAAUCCCACAAGAGUCUUCUGUGGGCUAGGAGGCUUCGUGGAGAAGUACGCAGGAUCGGGCGUGAGUGUGCACACGCAGAGCCGCACCAACAAGGAGAACCGCUGCACAGAGAGACUGAACCGCUACCUUCAAACACUGCAGAGCACCCAAAUCAACGAGCCAGUUUCUUCAGCGGACCAGCAGGGGUCAGAGACGGAGAAAGCACUGGCCACGUCUCCCAUGAUGCAGGUGGAGGGUUUCUUCAUGGCUCUCACCAACAGCAACGCCGAUGGCAGUGUGUUGGUGCACAAGCAAGGUACUUUAUCAGAGAGCAGCAUCAAGUUCCUGCUGUUGAACCCAGCGGUCCACUUUGCCCAGGUGCUGAAACAGUGCAGAGCCGUCGUCAUCGCGGGAGGAACCAUGCAGCCUGUUUCAGACUUCAAACAAGAGUUACUGCUUUCUGCUGGAGUGGAGGAAGAGCGCAUCACAGAGUUUUCCUGUGGUCACGUCAUUCCUCCCGAGAACAUUCUUCCUCUCGUCUUGUGCAGCGGCCCUUCUGGUCAGGAGCUGGACUUUACUUUCCAAAAUAGAGACUCCCCACGCAUGAUGGACGAAACGGGGCGCAUCCUCUUCGACAUCUGUAACGUGGUGCCGGGCGGAGUCGUGUGCUUCUUCCCUUCCUACGAGUACUCGAGGCGCAUCGUUUCUCACUGGGAGGCCAGCAGUGCUCUGACUCGUUUGGCCAAAAAAGAAGGUACUUCCAUCUUCCAGGAGCCCAAGAAAUCAAACCAGGUGGAGCAGCUGCUGAACGAGUUCUCCCGCUGUAUCCAGCGGUGCGCUGUGGAUGCCGGAGGGUUCACGGGAGCUUUGCUGUUCUCUGUUGUCGGAGGAAAGAUGAGCGAGGGCAUCAAUUUCUCAGACGACCUGGGCAGGUGUGUGGUGAUGGUGGGAAUGCCGUAUCCCAACAUCAAAUCUCCAGAGUUGCAGGAAAAGAUGUCCUAACUGGACAAACACCUGCCUCACAGUGGAGGGAGAAGGCCUGGACAAGCACUCAUAGAGAACCUCUGCAUGAAGGCCAUCAAUCAAUCCAUAGGACGAGCUAUUCGUCACCUUGGAGACUAUUCCUGCAUCGUGAUGUGUGACCGACGCUACGCUGGACCCGCUACGCUGGCUAAACUCCCAACGUGGAUCAAAAAUCGCACGAGCACGCAUACCACCUUUGGCCCUGCUUUUGCUGCUCUGCGGAAGUUCUUCCUGGAGAAGAAGCACAAGCAAGUGUAGCGUCACUUACACAGUACUCCACCAACAUUUCCAAAGACCGAGGUUCUGGAGAACUUUGAGGAAAGGCGAGUGGCACUGUGGUUAUGUGCAAAUGUAGUCUGCUUCAGCCCCUUUCAUUCGUCGUUCAGCCCCUUUUCAUUCGUCUUCACGUUCAUUCGUCUUCACGUUCUUUAACAUUUUGAAGCUGUUGGACCUCUUAGUGCUCCUGGCUGUAGUUUGCAUAUGUUUUCUACUUUGUACGUUCUACCUUGACUUGUUGAUAGAAAUGAGACACAUAAAGUCCCACUGAUGUCAAAAGGUUUUUUAUCAGAUUGAAACAAUACAUCAGUCCUGCAAUGUCUUAGAAUUUAGUCUGGAACAGAUAUUUUUAAAUGAAUAACUGAAGCAGCUUCUCCAAAGACAUCAGACACAGCGAUGACAUCCUUGUAACUAAUUUAGCCUUGAAGAAUAUGUUAAAUAUUUAAUGCAUUUUAUUCUGUUAUGUAAUGCAAAAAAAGGACUAUGCAAGAUGUUAGUAAAAUGGUUUCAGUGCAUUCAGUCUUAACACUUGUAUAAUUUAAUAUUGUACAAUACAUCAUUAUCAAUAAAAAUGUUGAUUAUUGGA